This is a messenger RNA of Ziziphus jujuba (common jujube), 1056 nucleotides long. RefSeq lists its product as uncharacterized. The transcript is spliced from 2 exons. Gene Ontology annotation, molecular function: zinc ion binding; nucleic acid binding. The record is from RefSeq and is a predicted model, not a curated record. Bases 1 to 1056 code for a protein of 351 amino acids. Lineage: Eukaryota; Viridiplantae; Streptophyta; Magnoliopsida; Rosales; Rhamnaceae.
AUGGGAAUGCCACAUCAGCUCGAUGUUGCUACCACGUCAGCAGGUGUGCCACAUCAGCCAUUCUGCCACGCCAACACGGGUGUCACGUUAGAAACAGCAAGUGGAGAUAAUAUAACUAUGCCCGUUGCACAAGCACCAACUAAUAUUCCUGUGAUUCAAAUGUCUCCUCCUGCAAAUCAUGCAGAGAAACCAGAAAAAUUCAAUGGAGCACAUUUUAAGAGGUGGCAACAGAAAAUGUUGUUCUACUUGACGACACUAAAUCUUGCAAGAUUCUUGACAGAAGAUGCACCACCAAAUAAUAAAGAGAGUGAUAAAGAGAUACUCAUGGCAGUGGAUGCAUGGAAGCAUUUCAAUUAUUUAUGUCGGAAUUACAUCCUGAAUGGCCUGUCUGAUGCUUUGUAUGGAGUGUACUGUGGCACGAAGUCAGCAAAGGAGCUAUGGAAAAUUUUGGACCGCAAAUAUAAAAUUGAAAAUGGGAGUUUCGGAAAGUUUGUUGUAGGCCGAUUUUUGGACUACAUGAUGGUGGAUUCAAAGCCAUUAAUGAGUCAAAUACAUGAGUUGCAAGUGCUCAUUCAAGAACUUCUUACUGAAGGGAUGAUAAUUAAUGAAACCUUUCAAGUAGCUGCCAUGAUUGAGAAGUUACCUCCUAAUUGGAGAGAUUUCAAGAAUUAUCUCAAGCACAAAAGAAAAGAAAUGAAUAUGGAAGUUCUUGUUGAAAAGCUUCAUAUCGAAUAUGAGAAUAGGAGAUCUGAUAAGGGAUCUUUGAAGGCCGAGGUGAAGGCCAAAGUUGUGGAGUAUGGUCAAAACUCCAAGAACAAGAAGAAAAUUGGAAGAUAUUCCAAAUUGGGGCCUAAGGGAGGGAUCUCCAAAAAUGUCAAGUUUCAAGGCAAGUGCUUUAAUUGUGACAAGAUGGGUCACAAAGCUACGAAAUGUAGAUUGCCUAAAAGAGAGAAGAACAAAGAGGCACAGAUGAUGGAGCACAUCACUAGAGAAUGGUGGAUUGAUACUGGUACGACCCGCCACAUAUAUCUGACAAGAAUUUGUUCACUUCUUUGA